AUGCCUCGUCUUAUAAAACCACCGGUGAAAGCUGCCUGUCUACCAUGUCGAACAUCGAAAACACGUUGUGACGGCCAACAUCCCUGUGGCAGUUGCUCUGCCAGGAAAAGAGAGUGCAGUUAUCGACCCAGUCGCCGGGGAGGUCCUCGCAGAGGCGCGCGGUAUGAAGAGGCGCAACGACGACCAACUGGGGGCAACUCACUGUCAUCUUCAAUAUCAGAUGUUGCCGACGAAAUUGAACCAUUCCUUGAUAACAUGAUCAGUCUGGUAUCGCCAUUCGCUGGGAUUCACAAUCUCGAUCUCUCCCCGGAUUCUCUGUCAACUGUGGAUGGAGCCCACCAGUUCUGGGGUCAGCUCACACCACAUGAUGAUAGCUCAUUUGAUUCGGCCCCUGUGCACGAUGUGGGCUCAAUACGCGCCUAUCAAUCCGAAGUGGAAAUUGCCAAUGCCUACUAUAUCUAUAUUCAUCCAUAUUUACCUCUGUUGCCACCUCCUGUGGUACCGCAGCAUGAAGAUCACCCUACUGUGGUCAGGCCAUUUGGAGAAAGUUCUCAACCAGAAAAAUCCCAUAUGCCUUAUUGGCCGACAUCGUCUCUGAGUCUUGCUUUGUCCGCAAUUCUGGUCCUGAUACCUACCGCGGAAGAUACAUUUCCAAUGACUGAAACGAACGCUGCGCUUAGGCGGUCGUACGCGCAGCUAUUUGCCCAGGCGGCGCUAGCUGCUGUGGAAGCUGAGACGGACGAUUUGUCGCCUGCUUUGAGCACUAAUGUACCUGGGAUAGAAUCGUCCCGAGCACUAAGUGGUUUGCAUCCGCAAGUUCCAACUCAGCUUGAUCCGGUUCUGGCCCUCGUGGUACUUAGCAUUUAUGAGUAUUGCCAGCGUGGUAACGUAUCUAGAAUGCGGGCUCGAGGUAACCAGGCUAUCACAACGGCUAUGGAUAUCUCUAUUUAUAGUCUUGACUCGACGACGACAGAUUAUUCUGAGGCACAGAGACGAGCUUGGUGGAUGACAGUUAGUGAGAGAGACAUGAUAUUGUCGAGGCUGUUGCUCACUGGUUCUAUAGAUUUGGGUCACGUAUAUCCACCAAUUGUUUCCAUGACUGAUCCACGGAUAACUACGCCUUAUCCCAAAUUUGACGUUCAUCUGGAGCCAUGGCACAUGAAAAUGAAAGCACAAGAGGCUCUGUUUGAGUCUAGCAAAAUGGUCCAGAACAUCGAACGUGUGGAUGAGACAACCGAUCUCUCUGAUUUUGGCAACCGAAUACGCAAGCUGGAUUCCAAUCUUGUAUCUUUGGUAGGCGAAGCAGACCGCCAUCUUUUGACGACUUUCGAUGAAGGGUCAGAGGCAUCCGUAGCUCAAACCAUGUGGAUGGUCAGCCGCAUGUUGAUCCAUGCUGCUCGCACUCGGUUGCACCGCUUCCGGGCAUUCAUGGACAUCCCACUUUUUCUCGAUAAUUACUGCGAUCUUGCAGCAAUCAACAGCGAGGAUUUCCCGCAUCAAUCUGCUCCCAAGUGGGUGUCAGACCGCGAGGUCUCAUUCCCGUUCACCGAGCAAGAAUCCUCGAUUAUCUGCCUCAAGUCUUCGCUCGUGGUAACGACGAUAUAUCGCAAUUUGCCGUAUGCGAAUCCACUUGGAUCAGCAACUUCUUCUAAGUCCAGAACAUAUCCGAAAACCAUUCCUUACUUUGCUUGCUCGGCUAUGCAAAGCUGCUAUGGUCUUCUCAUGCUACUGCAUCGACUGCGUGCUUCUCUAUCGACGGGUCAGCUUUCAAAUUGUUAUCACCUGCUUAGUAAUCCCACUCCUGCGUCGGAGAUUGCUGAUGUUGAGAGAUUGAGUGAGGAGCUGCGACAUGGUGUCGAAAUCCUUGGCAGAUCUCUGAAAUCGGAUGUGAUUUUUGAGGGUGUUGGGGGUAUGGGCCAGGAAAUUGAGGGCGCUUACCUGGCUGCUUUUCCUGGUAGUUUUGGGAUCUAG
Penicillium egyptiacum is the source of this 1971-nucleotide messenger RNA. Lineage: Eukaryota; Fungi; Ascomycota; Eurotiomycetes; Eurotiales; Aspergillaceae. The record is from the annotation of a GenBank genome assembly.